AUGAAGAAGGGUGUUGCGGCCUUGUUUGCGGUGGUUGUGAUGGCAGUGGUGGUGCAGGAGACGACGGUGGCCGCUCCGCCGCCAGGCGUGGUGUGCAACCCGUCAGAGCUGGCGUCGUGCGCGUGGACGGUAAUUUUUGGGUCUCGGCCGUCGGCGGAAUGCUGCAGGAAGCUGAGGGUGCAGCAGCCCUGCUUCUGCACAUACAUCAGGGACCCACAGUAUAAGCAAUUCCUCCUCUCUUCCAAUGCCGCCAAAUUUACCUCCGUCUGCAACGUCACCAUUCCCACCACUUGCUGA
Messenger RNA from Salvia splendens (bonfire salvia), 297 nucleotides. Its product is annotated as non-specific lipid-transfer protein 2P. Bases 1 to 297 code for a protein of 98 amino acids. Gene Ontology annotation, biological process: lipid transport. The record is from RefSeq and is a predicted model, not a curated record. The transcript has a single exon. Lineage: Eukaryota; Viridiplantae; Streptophyta; Magnoliopsida; Lamiales; Lamiaceae.